GAGGCGUUACGUUUGAAGCUGCGACAAGCUGACCGAACGCCCGACAUUCAUUGAGCCUGAGCUGCUUUACCGGUGGUAAUCGGAUUCCAGUGUCCUGCUGUGCUGAAGGUCCACGGUCGCUCAUGAAUGGCACCAUGGCCGCGUCCUCGCACCGGAUAAUGCUCGGACCGCUGGUUGCAGCCAUCGACCAGGGCACCAGCUCCACUCGGUUUCUGGUGUUUAAUUCAAAAACAGCAGAGCUCCUCAGUCAUCAUCAGGUGGAAAUCAAACAGAGCUUCCCCAAAGAAGGAUGGGUGGAGGAGGACCCCAAAGAAAUCCUACAGUCUGUGUAUGAGUGCAUGGAGAGGACAUGUGAAAAACUCACUCAGCUCAACAUAGAUAUCUCAAAUAUAAAAGCUAUUGGAGUGACGAACCAAAGAGAGACCACGCUCGUUUGGGACAAAGAGACAGGGGAGCCCCUCUACAAUGCAAUUGUUUGGCUGGACCUGAGGACUCAAUCAACAGUUGAACGUCUAAUUAAUAAAACCCCAGGAAGGAAUAAGAACCACUUGAAGCAUAAAACAGGCCUCCCCAUUAGCACCUACUUCAGUGCAGUAAAGCUCCGCUGGCUCAUGGACAACGUAGAGCAGGUCCAUGAAGCUGUGGUGUCCCACCGAGCCAUGUUCGGCACCGUCGACUCUUGGCUCAUUUGGUGUUUGACAGGGGGCAAGUCCGGUGGAGUCCACUGCACAGACGUGACCAACGCCAGCAGAACCAUGCUGUUCAACAUUCAUACUAUGGACUGGGACCCAGAGCUUUGCAAAUAUUUUGGUAUUCCAAUGGAGAUCCUUCCCAGAGUGAGGAGUUCAUCAGAAAUAUAUGGUCUUAUGAAAAUAUGUUCUAGCCGGAAAUCGGGUGCUCUUUCAGGCAUCCCCAUUUCAGGGUGUCUCGGUGACCAGUCGGCGGCGCUUGUUGGACAGAUGUGCUUUCAGGAUGGACAAGCUAAAAACACGUAUGGCACUGGCUGUUUUCUUCUGAGAAACACUGGAGCAAAGCCUGUGAUGUCGGAUCAUGGCCUUUUGACCACUGUGGCGUACAAGCUUGGCCGGGACAAACCUGCCUGUUAUGCCCUGGAGGGCUCUGUGGCCAUCGCAGGAGCUGUGGUUCGUUGGCUGCAGGACAAUCUCGGCAUCAUUGGAUCAUCUGAGGAGCUUGAGAAGUUGGCUGCAUCGGUCGGUACCUCCUAUGGCUGUUACUUUGUUCCUGCAUUUUCGGGCCUUUACGCACCUUACUGGGAGCCAAGUGCUAGAGGCAUAAUUUGCGGUUUAACUCAGUUUACCAAUAAGAGUCACUUGGCGUUUUCUGCGCUGGAAGCCGUUUGUUUCCAGACACGCGAGAUACUGGAUGCCAUGAAUCAGGACAGUGGGAUCCCGCUCACUCAGCUCCAGGUGGAUGGGGGCAUGACGUCCAACAGACUGCUCAUGCAGCUGCAGGCUGACAUCCUCUGCAUUCCUGUCGUGAAGCCGUCCAUGCCGGAGACCACAGCUCUCGGUGCAGCCAUGGCUGCAGGAGCAGCCGAGGGGGUCAGCGUGUGGAGUCUGAGCCCCGAGGACCUGAGCGAAGUCACAUCGGAGAAAUUUGAGCCACAGAUCAACCCAGAAGAGAGCGAGUUUCGGUACGCUCGGUGGAAGAAGGCGGUGGAGAAAUCCAUGAACUGGGAGACGACGGAGCCCGUCGGUAAUGGAAACGGUGAAACCAGUAUCUUCAGCAGCGUCCCCCUGGGUUUUUACAUCAUGGGCAGCAUGUUGAUGUUAAUUGGUGCAAAGUACAUCGCAGGCCACAGCUAAGCUCUGACUUCUGGAGGCAUGAAAGCAAACAGCAGAAACAAAUGCAUAAGAUUGGACCAGCACUUAUUCCUGAAGAAAGGCGCCUGCUGAGCGUCACCGACUGGAACACGAGUUCAAACAGACCGAUGUGAAGGACGUUGAUGCGUUCGAUAGGACCUUUGACAGGAAUGUGCAUGCAGUAAUUUUUAAAUCUGUUUUUGUUGCGUUGUAUAUGUAGAAACAUACUUUUAGCAGGUGGGUAGUGAAAUCUGCUGCUCAAUUAGCAUUACUUGGCUUGUCAGUUCACUGUCAAAUGGUCGCAUUUCGUGAGCUACUGAGGACCUUUAGAGCACUUUAUAUUUUUUGUUUUGUCUUUCGAGACCCUUUUAACAAGAGUAAAUAUAUUUUCUUUAUAUUAGGUAGUUUUGUAUCAGACAAAGGAGGCGUCUGAUGGUGUUUACUGAAAUGAAGUGUUCAAAGACACACAAGUAUGAAAUGAAGGCCAAUAACCGACAUACAAUACAUGAAUUAGACUUCUCUUAAUCUUGGGUGAAAACAUGUGAAAAUAGAAACUGCUGGAGCAUUUUGUCACAAAUAAUGAUUUUUCCAGUAGUUGUCAUGAUGUGUAUGGGAAACUACAGUUUUAAGGGACCCUAGGUGCCUUUUCACUCUUAUCAACCUGAAAAGCUCACAAAAAAAGUUAUCUCACAUGUUAUGCAAAACGUCUCGUCAAAUUAUGCAAAGCCUUGUACUGGACAUUCAAUGCAAACAUUUCAUAUGCACUCUGGGGAGAUAACGCCCACCAGAGCGAUUGGUGUCUCCAACAUGGCCUCUGAUUGCGUUAUUAAAGUUAAUAUUAGGACAUUGAAACCUCAUGAAGGAAAGUUCGGUUCUCUUGUUACCUUUGACCUUUGUAUGGACCAGCAAAGUGUGUGACGCAGACAGAACAGGUGUUCAGUUGUCCUGGCAGCAGUUAACUGCUUAAUAAAGCAGUUAUUUAUUAAACGCUCUAGCUCCUACUGAAGCUAUCAAAGCUCAAAGUGCAAACAGUUUACUAAUGGAUAUUUAUUUUAAUUUAAGACCCAUAACUGUGAGGUUGUAUUUUAAUAAUGAAAGCAAGUCACCACCUAAUGCAGCUCGCUCGUUACUGCUUGUUACUGUGUUCAACCUAUUUACAGUCUUCGUAUCAUACAAUCCUCAUCAGGUUCUUCACUCUUGAUUCCGAUUUUCUGUGUGCACAUUAAAAUGUGCUGGGAGCUUUGAGGAGCGUGUCCUCGUACAGAGCAGGUACCUUUCCGUUGAAGACGUACUGUAAUGUACUGGUCUAAUGUGAGAAAAUAAUGUGUGCAUGUGUUUUAUGUACAAAAUAGUUUUGUCAUUAAAAAUGAACUUUGUCGCAAA
Messenger RNA from Betta splendens (Siamese fighting fish), 3206 nucleotides. It is a transcript of the gene gk, whose product is annotated as glycerol kinase. The record is from RefSeq and is a predicted model, not a curated record. Gene Ontology annotation, molecular function: glycerol kinase activity. Gene Ontology annotation, cellular component: mitochondrion. Gene Ontology annotation, biological process: glycerol metabolic process; triglyceride metabolic process; glycerol-3-phosphate biosynthetic process. NCBI's taxonomy places the organism in Eukaryota, Metazoa, Chordata, Actinopteri, Anabantiformes, Osphronemidae. Bases 123 to 1826 code for a protein of 567 amino acids. The transcript is spliced from 21 exons.